Messenger RNA from Ambispora leptoticha, 636 nucleotides. The record is from the annotation of a GenBank genome assembly. Lineage: Eukaryota; Fungi; Glomeromycota; Glomeromycetes; Archaeosporales; Ambisporaceae.
AUGACAAUAAUAAAUCUUGGAGAACUCUGUGAAAUCUUUUCCACGAUAGUUGAUCCAGGCGAGCAAGACGAAUAUCUAGUUGAAGAAAUCCAAAAAUGGCGUGUAACAAAUAACUACACAGAACAAGAAGUCUUUGAAGCGCUUGUCGUUCGAGCCAAGGCUUCUCUAAAGAAGCAUGACCAACAACCACAGAUAUACGCAUGCGUGCUUGGUUUGUUUUAUCAUUACAGAAUCGGAACACAUUCUAAUAAGAAGAAAUCCUUCAAAUGGUACGCAAUCUCCGCCUGCUUUGGUAAUCCAUUUGGCAUGAACCAACUUGGAUGGUGCUAUUCGAUUCCGUUUGGCACUGAUCGAGAUUACGAGAAAGCGAUAUACUGGAUAAAGGAAUCGGCACACUUGGGGAAUUCUAGCGGUGCUUGUAAUCUCGCGUAUGCAUAUCGACUUGGAAUAAUGAUUGAAAGAAAUAAUGUAAAGUCGUAUUUAUGGUAUGAAUACGCGGCGAAUGCUGGAGUGUUGCAUGCACAAAUGAACAUGGCGUGUUAUCAUCGAAUCGGGUUGGGUACUUCAAAGGAUGUACAUGAAGCGUUCAAGUGGUAUCGAAAAGCGUCAAAACAUCCGAAAAGCACCCGAAAGAUG